Electrophorus electricus (electric eel) is the source of this 4991-nucleotide messenger RNA. RefSeq names its product zinc finger protein 609a (gene znf609a). Lineage: Eukaryota; Metazoa; Chordata; Actinopteri; Gymnotiformes; Gymnotidae. Gene Ontology annotation, cellular component: nucleus. The record is from RefSeq and is a predicted model, not a curated record. Gene Ontology annotation, biological process: regulation of transcription by RNA polymerase II.
UGGUUACAUUGUAUCAAUCUCUCGGCUUUGAGAGCUGCGAACAGCCAUUAAGAUUAUGUUAGAGAUUCACAGAAGGCAAAGCAAGAAAUCCUGAGGUAUGAAAAUCUCUUGAUUACUGGAAUUUUAUCCUCUCAAAACCUAAGGUCACCCACUGCGUUUGGAAUUGGACUCGGAACUGAACGAGAAAUGCCCAAUGCAGCCGGUAUUUUCCAAUUUUCAACGGGAUCUCAACGUGUGAUGGCUGCGGUCCAGUAAAUUGGCCUUUCCGCUCCCCGGACCUUGCCUCUUUGGAUUUGUGCGGAGCACGUUGAUUGAUUUGUCUGUGUAAUCCAGCAAUCUGAGGUUCGUCGUCCCCCCCGUCCCCCCCUCCCCCCCGAAUGUACCUUUACCAUUAGGAUCUAUGGAGUGCACAUAGACAUCCGUGGGAUCGGGGACUACAAGUGGGGGCAAAAAUGUGGUCAUUUGGGAAGGGGAAACCAAGACGACCCUGAGGCUACUGCAUUCCUCACGGGCCCAGUCGUCUGAGGAGGUCAGACCACCCUGUGGCGCGCUUGGGCCGUUGGCAGUAAGAUGUCCCUAAGUGGUGGCACUGCAGGCGGGAAAGGUGUGGACUCGAAUGCGGUGGACACUUACGACAGCGGAGAUGAAUGGGACAUUGGUGUUGGCAAUUUGAUAAUCGACCUUGACGCCGACCUAGAGAAGGACAAGCUCGAGAUGUCUGCCACUAAGGACGGUGGCGGAAUGACCGCGCCCCCCAGUGCUGUGGCGGCUCUGCCGGACAAUAUCAAAUUUGUAAGCCCCGUGCCCGCUCAGGGCAAAGAUGCCAAGUCUAAGUCAAAGCGUAACAAGAACACGAAGGAUACUAGCAAGUCCUCAGCCCCAGAUGGGGCCAAAAAGGAGGCCCAGGGACGGACCACAAACGAGGGGACAGGACCAGCCAUGGGCCCUGGAGCUUUGGCCAGUGCAGGCAAAGGCGCAGAUAAAAGUAGCAAGACUUCCCGUAAUGUUCCAAGUGGAAAAAAGGACAAGGAAGCGGGUUCUGGGAAAAGUAAAAAGGACAAAAGUGAAGGAGUAGCAACUGGAAAUGUAGCCACAGAAAAGGACAGUGUGGCUCCAGUUUUGACCUUAGGACCAUCCCGCAAUGCCCAGUUUGAAGGGAGGCAAAACGCAGACCUGCCUUGUUCUGAAUCAAUGGGGAAUAUUACCCUUGACACUGCUGGAAUAGUUUCGCCUUUGGCCAUUAAAAGUGAGCCUGAGGAGAUGGAUAAUAAUGACUGUAGGAACAUGAAGAAAGUAAAAAGUGAAAAGAUGGACUCGCCAGUCUCCACGCCAGCCCCUCCACCUCUUCACCUCCUCGCUCCGGUCGGCAGCACUGACAUCUCCUCCCCCUGCGAGCAGAUCAUGGUUCGCACGCGCUCAGUGGCCGUUAACACGGCAGAUGUGGCUCUUGCUACAGAGCCAGAAUGUCUAGGGCCCUGUGAGCCUGGCACCAGCGUCAACCUGGAAGGCAUUGUAUGGCAAGAAACUGAAGACGGUAUGCUGGUGGUGAAUGUCACCUGGAGGAAUAAGACCUAUGUGGGCACUCUUCUGGACUGCACACGACAUGACUGGGCACCUCCACGAUUUUGUGAGUCACCCACAAGUGAUCUGGAGAUGAGGAAUGGGCGGGGCAGAGGAAAAAGAAUGAGACCCAACAGCAACACUCCGGUUAAUGAGAACAGCAAUUCCUCUGACAACAAGGGCAGCAACAGCAGCAAGACCCGUGCAGCAUCCAACAGCAAGGGUCGACGGGGCAGUCAGAACUCUUCGGAGCGUCGCACUCCACCAAACAGCAACACGGAGGAUGUCAAGGCCAGCCCCUCAUCUGUAAACAAACGCAAGAGCAAGCCUGCCUCAGAUAUGGAGCCGAACUCCAGCUCUGAGGACACCAAAGGCAGCAAGCGCAUGCGCACCAACUCAAACAGCGGAAUGCCUCAUGCUGUUCUACCCAUCCCCACUAUCAAAGCCGAGCCCUUGCCCCCUUCCAUAGACCGCAGUUGCUCUUCCCCAGUGCUCAUCGACUGUCCCCAUCCCAACUGUAACAAGAAAUACAAGCACAUAAAUGGCCUGAAAUACCACCAGGCUCGCGCCCAUAAUGAUGAUGACAUCAAACUGGACAUGGAUGGAGACAGUGAAUAUGGGGAGGAUUCUACUCUGCAUCCAGAAGCAGGCAGUUGUAAUGGGGCCUCAAUCUCUCAGAAGGGCUCUGUUUCUCCAGCCCGAUCUGUGACCCCGAAAGGCAGGGGGUUUGAGGCCCAGAGCCCUUCACCAUCGGGCAAAUAUGCCUCCAAACAGUCUAGCAAAAAGAAACUGGAAGCUGACCAUGAUUCUGCAGUGCACUUGGAUGGCUGUGAAGAUGGCCCUUGUCUUACAGAUGAGGCUAGCAAUGAUGGUCUUGAUGAUAAGAAAGGUUUGGACAAGGCUAAGAAGUCUGGUAGUGGUUCUAAAGCAGAUAAGCUCUCUCAGAAGGGUGUUAAGUCUGCAAGACCCAUUGUACCUUCCAUACCACCACAGCAGCUCUAUAGCUUGCAAGCAUCAAGUUUCCCCGCACCUAACUCUAGUUCCUCUAUGGGCAUGAACACAGUGGUGCAGUCCAUUCCCAAAAGCCCACAGCUAAAAGCAAUCCAGCCUAAACCUGUAGGAAUGGGCGACCCUUCCAUGAACCCAGCCCUGAGUGGCUCCAAAGACAAGAAGAAAAAAGACAAGAAAAAGAAAGAAUGUGGAAAGGAGGGUGACAGUCCUAAAGCCCCUGGAAAGGGAGGGAAGUCGGAGGAAGGAAAAAGCCCUUAUUCUGAGUCCUCAGACCCAGGGAGCAAAAGUGACAUCCUUCUAAAUGGAUCAGCAGAUCCCCACCAGAGCCGCUUGGCCAGUAUCAAGGCUGAAGCUGACAAAAUCUACAGCUUCACUGACAAUGCUCCCAGUCCAUCUAUUGGUGUAGCUAGCCGGAUGGACAGUGGCGGUAUGGCCCAACCCCUCACCCCGCUGCAUGUAGUAACCCAAAAUGGGGCAGAUAACUCUUCAGUAAAGACCAACAGCCCAGCAUACUCUGACAUUUCAGAUGCAGGUGAAGACGGAGAGGGCAAAGUGGAAGGCAUGAAGGUCAAGUCUGAGGACCAGGCUCCCAGAGAAGGGGCCAAGAAGGCGUUAUUCCCAACCCAGCCUCCAAACAAAGAAUCCCCCUACUAUCCCAACUAUGAGACAUACUACUCACCCAAUUACGCCAACCCAAACCCCAGCCCAGGGGUCUCAAGUAGUGGUGUACCUUUACAAGACAGUGUUGUGAAGAUAAAGAAAGAAGAAGAGCCAGACGCAGGGGAAGAAAAGGGCAAAUCGGAGCUGUCUGAAGAUCGCAAGUCAGACAUUAGCACUUCUAGUCAGCAGCAGCAGCAUCAGCAGCAGCAGCAGCAGCAUCAGCAGCAGCCCUCUGUAAUCCAGCAACGCUCCAAUAUGUACAUGCAGCCACUCUACUACAACCAGUAUGCCUACGUGCCCCCUUAUGGCUACUCUGCAGACCAGGCUUAUCAUAAUCACCUGAUGAACACUAACCCUGCCUACAGGCAGCAGUGCGAGGAGCGGCAACGGCAAGCUGCUGAGCAGCACAGGGCAGCAGAGAAGAAGUCUGAGGCUAUUCAGAAGGAAAGGGAGGCCUCCAUGAAGUCCGAAGAGUGGAAGCAGAAAGCCUCGGUUCCCCCAACCCUGUCCAAAGCUCCAAGUCUCUCUGAUCUGGGAAAGCCCUCACAGAACAAGGCCAAAGAGUCAAGCUUAGAGACGGUCAAAUCCGUCAUCAUACCGAAAGGGGAAGAUGGGAAACCCCCAAGCCAGCGGGAAGAGGGUCUGAAGAUAAAGCUGAGUGAAGCUGGACACCAUGCAAAAGAGGAGCAGAAGUCAAGUAUUGAAUCCGGAAGGCCAUCUGCCAUGGAGCAGGCCAUGUAUAUGUACAGACAGGAGGCUGAUUCUCGACUGUGGCCCUAUGUUUACCCCAGCAAAUAUCCUGAAGCUCAGAAGCAGCUAGAUGACGAGAGGUGGAAAGAGGAACGAGAGCGGGAUCGAGACAGAGACCGGGACAGGGAUCGAGACCGUGACAGGGAGAGAGAUCGAGAAAGGGAGCGAGACAGGAAAGGUAAAGAGGAGAGGACCCGUCCCAAAGAUGUUCCUAAAGAAGAUGGUAAAGAGAGUGCUGAGCCACGAACAUCAACAGCCUCUGAGGAGCACAGGGGACUUAGUAAAGACCCCAGAGCUCACAUGCAGUUCUCCGCAGCUCUGCCUCAACACCAGUCCUACAUGCCUUACAUGCAUGGAUACCCCUAUGGUCAGGGUUAUGACCCCAGUCACCCAGGGUACAGGGGGAUGCCCUCAGUCAUGAUGCAGAACUACCCAGGGUCCUACCUCUCUGCCGGCUACUCAUUUUCACCGUAUGGCAGCAAGAUUCCCCCAGGCGAGGAGGGAGAGAAAGCCCGCGCCAGUCCCACGGUGACUGGCAAAUCGGCUUCUGAGUCCAAAGCCCUGGAUAUCCUGCAUCAGCACGCCAGCCAGUAUAAGAGCAAAUCGCCCACAGUGGGUGAGAAGAGCCAUGAGCGAGAAAGAAGUGGAGCCGAGAGGGAGCGAGACGGUGACCGGCCGCGCUCCUCGCCCUCGCAGAGAAUCAUGCCUUCCCAUCACCACUUGGGAUACCCUCUUCUCUCUGGACAGUAUGAUUUGUCUUAUGCUGCAGGUCUCUCCUCAUCAGCCAUUGUUGCCAGUCAGCAGACCUCGGCUCCUUCCCUCUAUCCGCCUGCACGGAGGUGAGAAUGGCGAACUUGACUGUGUCAAGGCUGUUCCCUUCCUUUCCUUUGUCCAGCAGGGAAAAGGUGACUAGAGGACCUCAGUUUUGCCUGCAGCCAUGUGAUCAGAUCACAUAAGGAAAGUGUGUGGAGUUUAUGACAUCAGUUCAAUGGUGAAUUUUUGUUUUUUCU